AUGGAAUCCGAUUACCAAAUCAGGUCGGGCUCGACUCAAAUAGCUACCACUUGUCAACAAAACAACAUCAACAUCACUAUCAAAAUGAAACUAUCCACAAUUUUCUUUGAAGGUUUAUUAUUAUCAGGUGCUCUUUCUUCACCAAUUGCUGCUGAUGACGCUUCUUUGGAAUCCAAUAACUCCACUGAUGCUAUCCACGCUGAAGGUAGAAAAUGGCCUCAUCUUUGUCAAGACGUAAAUACUGGUGCAUAUUGUAAGGGUAAUCUAGGUGUUAAGCAAUGUAUUCCUAAUUAUACCAUAGGUGGAAUGAGUGACGAAGAAGCUUUCAAAGUUUGUAAAUUUUGGUGCAGUGAAAUCAAAACUCCUACUCAAUGCAAACAAAGCAAAUAUAAAGCAAAUUAUCAUCCACCUUGGGGUUGUGAUGGUGCACAAUACUGCAAAAAAUAG
Molecule: messenger RNA, 447 nt
Organism: Hansenula ciferrii
Lineage: Eukaryota; Fungi; Ascomycota; Saccharomycetes; Phaffomycetales; Wickerhamomycetaceae
Exons: 2
Coding region: 1-447 (148 amino acids)
Source: RefSeq, a predicted model, not a curated record